AUGCCGCUAGCCCCGUCGCGUUCCCUGUCGCGUCCUACUGAAGAUUUGUCCGGAAUAGCAAAGCAAUACCGAUUUUCUCCACACGCCCGCAUCGAUGCUCCCUCCGCCAUGGCCGCAAAAAACACCCAGCAAGAUAUCCUUGCUUCCCUAAACGCGGCCCAGAGACGCGCCGUCACCUCGGAAUCCAAUACCGUCGCUAUAUUAGCUGGACCAGGUAGUGGGAAAACACAUACCCUCACCUCCCGUGUCGUAUGGCUUGUCCAAAAGGCGGGCUUUAGACCCUCUGAGAUGAUCGUUGCGACAUUCACGGUCAAGGCUUCGAGGGAGAUGCGAGAGCGCAUUGGCAAGAUCUUGGGGGAAGAGAUCCAGAGAAAAAUUGUUCUCGGCACAUUUCAUUCAAUUGCGCGCCGCUACCUCGCCUCAUACGGCAAGCACAUUGGCCUCGACACUAAAUUCGGCAUUGCCGACGAUAAUGACUCCAAAGCAAUUCUCAAGAGACUCAUCAAACGACUCGGCCUGCAGCUAGAGCCCGCCAUGGCAAAGGGCUGGAUUAGCAAGAGAAAAUCUAGAGGAAGCAUGGACCCGCCACCAGUACAGAGCAAGUACCCCGACGGAAAACCAAGGCCAGAGAAUCCGAACUUGCAGCGAUGCUUCGAUGAAUACCAGGCCCAGCUCGCCUCGGCCAAUUUGCUAGACUACGAUGAUUUGUUAGUCCGCUGUGUUGAGCUGCUGCGUGCAUACCCCAUAUGUGUUUCCAACGUCAAGACCGUCCUAGUGGACGAAUACCAAGACACAAACGGCAUCCAGUACGACCUCAUGAAGCUCUUUGCUCAACGACGCCAUCGCAUAACAAUCGUUGGUGACCCUGAUCAGAGCAUAUACGGCUGGCGCUCGGCCGAGAUUAGAAAUCUCCACCGACUGCUGCGCGAAUUCCCCGACACCGAUGAAAUCUCGCUGGAAGAAAACUACCGUUCCUCCAAAUCCAUUCUCAGCGCCUCCCUCAACGUCAUUCAGCAGGAUGUCAAUCGCUACGAAAAGGUCCUCUUGCCGAUCCACAGCAAGGGCACAAAGCCAGUCCUGCGACAUUUGCAGUCAGCAGCCGACGAAGGCGAGUGGAUUGUUAGAGAGAUACAGCGCGCAACUCUCAUGACCGGUGGCAUGCUCAAAGGCGAGGACUGCGCUAUACUUCUCCGCUCUGCUUCGUUGUCUCGUCAUGUAGAGGCUGCGCUCGGGAAAAAGGGAAUACCAUACCGGAUGGUAGGCGGCCACAAGUUUUACGAACGGAAAGAAAUAAAGAUCCUACUCGACUACCUCCGCGUCGUGCAUCAGCCUCACAACAACGACGCUGUUGCGCGCAUCAUAAAUGUUCCCAAACGCGGCAUUGGCGAGAUCACCAUCAAGAGCAUCCUAGAAGAGGCCGAAACCGGAAAGCGGCCAAUGUGGACAGUCUUGGUGGACCACUGCGAAGGAAUCUGUCCCAUCGACAGGUUAACGAAGUCGCAGGAAAACAAAAUUCGUGGUGAGUUGGUAAGAAUCAUCACAUCGCUCCAAAAGCAAGUCGAAAUGGGAGAGCCUCAACCUCUAGUUGAAGUAAUUCAGAGGCUGAUAACGGAGCUGAAUUAUGAGCAGUUUUUGAAGAAAGAAUUCGGAGAGGACCACGAAGGUCGGUGGGCCAGUGUGCAAGAAUUUGUCAACUUGGCAGCGGACUUCAUGGUGCAAUUUGAUCAUUUUGACGAAGAUGCCCUUCCUGAGAUUGAAGAAGCCGAGGAACAAGGGGAGGACACCCUACUUGGGCGUUUCUUGGCCAAUAUUGCUCUCGCUUCCGACGCGCAAAAGGACCAGGAAGACGGCGACAGCUCCACGUUUGUGACAAUCUCGACCAUUCACGCCGCCAAGGGUCUCGAGUGGCCUAUGGUCUUUGUUCCUUGUGUGUAUAACGGGUCUAUCCCGCAUGCUCGUAGCGAGGAUGACGACGAGGAGCGUAGACUGCUGUACGUUGCCAUGACACGUGCCAAGUGCCUACUCUACUUGAGCUGUCCCUCCACUACUUCUUGGGGCAACGGGGGUGCCACGUUGUCUAGUUUCGUCUCGGAUAUCGCCGACACGGCCUUUGCCCAGCAAGGUCCUUCGUUUGGCAGAAGCGUUGUCGAAGACAUUGCUAAAUUGCUCCAACGAUCUGCGCCAUCAGAGAAGGACGUGUUUGCCAAGCUGCCACACCUGUUUUCAACCGAGGACGAUCUGUACCCUGCCGACCCUUCAAACCCGCGGAGAUUCAAGGGCUUGAUCGGCAGCGAGGGCAGCCAUCGGGGUAGCACGAUGGGCAGCAGCAAGCGCCAGCGCAUUGAUGGUCCAGACACUGCCGCGGCGGUGGAUUGGAAGCCAGGCUACAAGACAACGAUGCAAGAGUCAUCCGGCUUCACCAUGUCGAAUCUUCCCGGCUUCAUGACAGCCAGCGCGCGACAGAACAUUGUCGAUCUCGAGGCCGUGGAGAAGCAAACCGCAGAGAAGAGCACGAUGAAGACUGUGCCGAAGCGCAAACACGACCAACAUUCCUUGCUUGGCUACGUGUCGUCCGGGCCAGGCAAGCCGACGGCCACUCAGUCAGCGCGCCAGUCGUCGGCCGCCCUCGGUCGACUUAGCUCUGUUGCCAAAGCGGCGGCCCCUCCAGCCAUCGAGACGAGUCUCGCGCGCCAUAAUAUUACGCACAGACCGGAUUGGCGGGUGCCAGGGACGAAGCGAUUACACAUCCCGAAUGAGUAUCCAUUCCUCUACAGCUCGCCUACCGAGCCCGUCUCGUCAAAGGAGGUCCCCGAGAAGACAAUAGCCCCACAGCGGCCCGCUUCGAAUAUAUCUCUUAUACAAAACCCGACGAGCUUUCAAGCCGGCAAGAUUGCUGGCAUACGGCGGCCGGCGGGCAUGGGCGCGCCUCCGGUGCUAGAUAAAGUGCGAAGGCCAUUCAAGCGGUUGACGGUGAAUCGGCAAGCAACGAAGCGUGAAUAG
Cordyceps militaris CM01 is the source of this 3000-nucleotide messenger RNA. RefSeq names its product ATP-dependent DNA helicase pcrA. NCBI's taxonomy places the organism in Eukaryota, Fungi, Ascomycota, Sordariomycetes, Hypocreales, Cordycipitaceae. The transcript has 2 exons. Gene Ontology annotation, cellular component: nucleus. Gene Ontology annotation, biological process: recombinational repair. The coding region runs from base 1 to 3000 and encodes 999 amino acids. The record is from RefSeq and is a predicted model, not a curated record. Gene Ontology annotation, molecular function: DNA binding; hydrolase activity; ATP binding.